AUGAUUUCCUCGUCAAUUCCUCAGUCCUCUUCCCUCAAUGGGUACCCUGCUCCAACGACAGAGCGGGACGGCAUCGCCAUCAAAAUGGAGGAGACACCAAGCGAACGAGAAAAGGCUGGGCCAGUCCCGACCACAAGAUCGACAUUCGCGACGCUACUCAGCUUCACCCGACCGAAACACAUACCUCUCAUUCUUCUCUCGUUUCUCACUGCUUCCUUCGUUGCGGCUGGCCGCACUGCUUAUGCCAUCAUGCUUGGCAAGAUCUUCGAAAUUGUGUCGAAAUGGGGUGCCGGCACCCUGACACCCAACGAGUUAGUUUCCCAGAUCUCACAAUGGUCCAUCUACUUCGUCCUUCUUGGGCUGGGAGUAUGGCUGUUUUCUUCGAUUGACAUUGCCCUGUGGGUGGUGUCUGGCGAAUUGAGGGCCAGGACAACAAGAGAGAUCAUGUUUGGAUCGUUAUUGCGCAAGACGGCGGGGUGGUAUGAUCUCAGGGGCGAGGGUGUUUGGGCAUUGCUUGUGCAGGUUCAGACGCAGACCCGAGAGCUUCAGCUGGCCACCUCCCAAACAUUGGGCUUUUUGGUCUGCGAUGUGCUGGUCUUUGUGGCCUGCUUCAUCGUCGCUUUUUCCUUCUCCUGGAAACUCACGCUGGUGCUGCUCGCUACUGGCGUGCCAUCGGCUGUGAUACUCUGGGCCCUCGGCCGCUUGCUCGAUCCCGCCAUCGAAGGGCAGAAACGAGAAUUAGCAGAGGCUGCCAAGCAUGCCACCGCCGCAACCACAUCCAUCGAUGUCGUCAAGGUUUACAAUGCAGCCGAUCAGGAAGCCUUUCAGUUCAUCUCAGCCAUCCGCCGGUCUGCCAAGUACUACUCUAGGCAGGUGCUUUGCAACUGCGGCCAGAUGAGCUACAUCAAGAUGUGGAUGAUCAUGCUGUUCGUGGUGGGCUUUUACUUUGCCGUUGUUCUCGUCGGGAGAGGUGAUCUCACUCCGGGAAAUGCACUCACGACCUUUUACGCUGCUUUGAGUGCUUUCAAGAGUAUAGAGACUCUGGGGCCCGAGUGGCUGAUAUUGGCCAAGGGAAUGCAGGCUGCGCAGCUGCUCAAGAAUGUGGCCGGUGAGGAGGCAAAUGAGGAGCUCGACAAGAAUAACGGAUGGAAGAAGCCUUCAAGCUGCACAGGCGACAUCAAGAUGACGAAUGUCAGCUUUGCCUAUCCCUCCAACCCAACCAAGACGGUGCUCGAGCCAUCGACGUUUCACUUUCCCGAGGGAGAACUCACUUUUGUUGUGGGCAGGAGUGGUUCCGGGAAGAGUACGCUGGGAAAUCUUCUGCUGAGAUUCUAUGAACCUACCGAUGGCCGCAUUACUGUCGACGGCCAUGACGUUACGACACUUGAUCUGGAAUGGCUACGCCGCAAUGUCACACUCAUUCAGCAGUCAAGCAUCCUGUUCAACGAUAGCUUCGCCAAGAACAUUGCGUUUGGUGCCACCGAGCCGGACAAGGUCCCCCCUGAAGCGAUCCAGCAUGCCUGCGGCAUGGCGCUUCUCCAGUCCACCAUCACAGGCAUGCCUGAUGGCAUCAACACGCAACUCGGUUCUGGCGGCCACAACCUCAGCGGUGGACAAAAGCAACGGCUGGCACUUGCCAGAGCAAAGCUUCGUGAUCCCCCUGUGCUCAUCCUCGACGAAAUCACCAGCGGCUUGGACCCCAUCAGCAGAACCAUGAUCAUGGAAGCUAUCCGCAUCUGGCGCAAGGACAGGACCACCAUCAUCAUCACCCACGAGGUGGGACAUAUUGGAGAUGACGACUUUGUCUAUGUCAUGGCCGAUGGUCGAGUUGUCCAACAAGGUCCCAGCAAGGAGAUUGCCGCCGAAGAAGAUGGACUCUUUGGGUCUUUCCUCGCUUCGGCAGAUGAUGCCUGCUCUUCAAGAGGGUCCGCCUCAACCGACAGCGACGUUGAUAUUGUCUACGAGCUGUCUGAUGAUGAGCCAGUCCAGGAGGCCAGCUAUGGGAAAUUCCUCCGCGGGGCAUUGAUCGACAAUCCUAGGAUGCAUUCGCUCGGUUUUUUCCCUCGCAUGUCGCCCACUUCGCGCGUUUCGUUAAGGCCGCAAAGCAUGCACAUCGUCACGACAAUGGGACGGGAAGUGCAGAGCAGCAGGAUUCCGAUUGCGAGACUGGAAGAGAAGCCGUCGGUGGCGGAGAGCUCGGCGUCGUUGGACUCGCUGGACAAGUUCUUUUUGGAACACUUGGCGAGCAAGAAGGAUAGAAAGAAGGGACGGACGAUUGAGGGUCAUCGGUUACCUUCUAUUGGGGCCAUCUUGAAGACUGUUUGGCCUACGCUUGAUAGGAGGGGGAGGUUACAGUUGAUAGCUGGGUUGCUUUUGUGUCUGGUCAUUGCGGCUGGCAACCCGGUUUUCUCCUUUAUCUUUGCCAAUCUCAUUGGGGCGUUUUGGCUGCCUGAGGGGCUGGAGUCGGCGGGGAGCACGUGGGCGGGAUACCUGGCGAUUGUUGCGGUGGUUGAUGCCAGUGCGACGUUUCUCGGGUACUUUUUCCUGGAGAAGGUUGCUCAGAAGUGGGUGAAUGCGCUGAGGGCUGAGGCCAUCAGACGGAUCCUCAGCCAGCCCAAGUCUUGGUUCGACAAGGCGAAUCAUUCUCCUAACAGGAUAACGCAAUGCCUGGAUCGGAACGCGGAAGAGAUGAGGAAGUUGGUGGGCAUGUUUCUGCCGAUUGUGCUGACGGUUUCGUUGAUGAUUCUGACGUCGUUGGUUUGGGCGUUGAUCAUCAAGUGGGAUCUUACUCUGGUGGCUUUGGCUGGUUUGCCUGUGGCUAUUGCGGCUGCGAGGGGGAAUGCGGCAAUGAGCGACAAGUGGGAGUCGAUUGCUAAUGAGGCUGCUGCUGCGACGAGCGCCAUCUUCAACGAGACGUUUGCCAACAUCAAGGUUGUGCGGGCGCUGACUCUGGAGAGGUACUUUUCUGACAAGCACACCAAGUCUGCCCAUUCGACGUAUCUUUUGGGGUAUAAGCGGGCUGGGUUUGUGGGCAUCUUUUAUGGCUUUUAUCAGUCGAUUGCUUUUUUCCUGACGGCGUUGGUGUUUUAUUAUGGGGCAAAGAUUCUGAGCACCAAUUCGACGACUGUUACGGAUGUCAUCAAGGUCAUCAACCUCAUUCUCUUCUCCCUAGGCACCUCGGUCAUGGCGUUGAGCAACGUCCCUCAAAUCGCUGCUUCAAAAGCCACCGCCACGCAGAUCCUCUAUUACGCCAACCUUCCCCACAACUCAAGCCACGAGGCCAAAGGAGACCGAAGAGUUGACUCCCCUCUUCCCGUGAAGAUGACCAACCUCCGCUUCGCCUACCCUGGCUCCCCGAAGACGGAAGUCUUACGGAGCGUCAACCUCGAGAUCCAACCGGGAACAUGCACCGCAAUCGUCGGCUCAUCGGGCUGUGGAAAAUCCACCAUCGCGGCUUUACUUCUUGGGCUUUAUGAACCACUAAACGACACCAUCCCGUCUUACCACCGGCCCCCUCCCGCCGAUGUUUCUCGCACCCCAUCGUCAUCAAAACGGUUCUCGAAUAUUGGCCCUAAACUCACGCUUUCCCCUCCCACGCUAAUGUGGGAAACCACCAUCACACCAAGCGUCUCUCCGCGGAACUCGAUCCCGCUUUUCCCUGCCAGCCCACUGGAUCAAAACCCUUUCUCUCCCCCACCCUUGACGUUUGCAGGGUGGGCUGCUUCGACCCUGGACACGGCAGCGCUGAGGGAGUUUAUUUCCUAUGUACCCCAAACUCCCAUCUUGUUUCCCUAUACGAUCAGGGAAAAUAUCACGUAUGGUCUACCUGACUCGUCGCCUUUGCUUACGGACGGAAAUAAUAUCGAGACUGCCGCGCGGGAGGCGGGGAUUCACGAUUUUAUCAUCUCUCUUCCCCUGGGGUAUGAUACCUUGGUUGGGGAGGGUGGGCAGACGGUGAGCGGAGGACAGGCGCAGAGGUUGUGUAUUGCGAGGGCGCUGGCGAGGAGGCCAAAGCUGUUGGUGUUGGAUGAGCCGACCAGUGCGCUUGAUGCGGAGGGGGCGCAGGGGGUGAGGGGGGUUGUUCAGGAUUUGGUGGAGGGGGGGACAGGGAGAUGGCGGUUGUGGUUGUGA
This is a messenger RNA of Podospora pseudopauciseta, 4131 nucleotides long. RefSeq names its product ATP-dependent permease (gene HST6). Lineage: Eukaryota; Fungi; Ascomycota; Sordariomycetes; Sordariales; Podosporaceae. The coding region runs from base 1 to 4131 and encodes 1376 amino acids. Gene Ontology annotation, molecular function: ABC-type transporter activity; ATP hydrolysis activity; ATP binding. Gene Ontology annotation, cellular component: membrane. The record is from RefSeq and is a predicted model, not a curated record. Gene Ontology annotation, biological process: transmembrane transport. The transcript is spliced from 3 exons.